GUGUGCGUCACUAAACAGUAAACUGUGGGAAAACCGGUGGGGGGCUAAACCUGUGGCUGGGAGGAAGAAGGAAAGGAAAGGAAACUGACUGACAGCACAACGUGGUUGACUUUUGAAGAGGAAUAGUACGGCUCAGAACCAUUUUUGUAAAAGAAGACAUCCGGAAUACCUUCUUGCUUUAGGUCCUUUAAGGCCCACUAAAGAUGAGCUGUAUUCCUGCCUCACACAGUAUGAGCACCAUUCUCAGUCAAGUGGAAUCUCAGUUGGAGGAGAGUCCAGUUCAGAGGAGAGGGAGCAAAGCCUACCAGAUCUUCCCUGAAGCUAACGUGAAUGAAGAGUCAGACUCAAGUUCCUAUCCUGAAGACUUCCUAUACAGGAGGGAGCGCCUCCCCUCUAUCGUUGUGGAGCCGACGGAGCACAGCGAGCCGGAGAGCGGGGAGCUGCGUUGGCCUCCUCGAUGCUUAAUGAGCAACAGUGUGGAGGAGGAAGAGGAGGACAGCAGUGCUGAUCACACAGAGGGCUCUAUGGAUGGAGAGCAGCUGGAGGACGUGGGGAUAGAAGAAGGCCCAGUUGCCAGAAAGUGUUCUAUUGGACCGUCUCAGAGUCAACUGUCCCUGUCACGGCUGACCCCACCUGCCUCCCCUACCCCCCCUGAGGCUGUCCCACCCUGCCAAAGGAGCUGAAGCACAGCUGAAGUUCACCUGAACUGUGUGCAACCUCUAUUAAAGUGUAACCUCUGCAUGUCUGACUAACCCAUUAAAAGAGAAACUCCCUUUGGGUAGGUUAAGAUGCGUGUUACUAUACAUGUAAAAUCUUUGGACAAAAUAAGGUCCAUUUCAAAUACUAAUCUGAUUUCAGCACUGCCAUUUUUGAUUGAAACCUCUAAUUUAAAAUAAUCUGUUGUUAACUGCUGCACUUUGCUGCUAGUGUAUCGACAGUAUACUGAAGCAACAACCACCAGGGCUCUGAUCUGAUCAGGUCUGAGGCAAGACAUAGGCAAUGCAGUAACAUAAUCGUGAUUCAUAUUUGAUCAUCACUGCGUAGUUUAACAGUUUGAUAUGAGUUUGGUGCAUUGCGCUCAAUGGACUCAAUGAGAAUGACCUGUCAAUCAAGUGUAUGAAGGUGUAAAAUCCUUUUUGAUGGAAUUUAGACCACGUUGGGACACUACAGCUCUAAAUCUAAACCCUAAUCCUUGAAAAGAUUUACUGCAACAGUUAUAAUGAGCUUAUCCAUGGAUAUACGUGUGUAGACCUAUCAAAACAUUCAAAUUCAUUCAGGAAAGUUACAUUAUUGACAGAUGCAAUAUUGAUCGCUUGUGUAACACACUAUAUAACAAUUACAGGGAUUAGAUUCCAUUCUUUCCUGAAAUGCUGCUGAAUAUAUCAACAAUGCUUGGUGUGCUGCUUUUACCUCCAGAUAGGAGAAAACAUCUUCAUACAUUCUGAGUAUCCACAAAUAUUACAAAACAUUUUAGAAAUUUAAAUGCACCCAUUAUAUAUGCGUCAUGUACUAUGCUUGCUUUGUUGACUGAUAAUGGUGAGGAUCCUGAAUAUGAUGAAUUAUUAAAUAGUACAUGCUGCUACAGAGUUGAAUCCAGACGUUGCUACUGAUAUGAGAAACCACUGUAGAACUUUUGUAUUGUGUUUCUGUGUAAUUAUAACUGUGGUGAUAGCUAUAUACUAUGCACCUUUUAUGUACUGCCAGGUCAGACCGGAUGAGUAUUUUACCACAAUAAAGUUAUAUUUCCA
This is a messenger RNA of Dicentrarchus labrax (European seabass), 1748 nucleotides long. Its product is annotated as protein LBH-like. Lineage: Eukaryota; Metazoa; Chordata; Actinopteri; Moronidae. Gene Ontology annotation, biological process: positive regulation of DNA-templated transcription. The record is from RefSeq and is a predicted model, not a curated record. Gene Ontology annotation, cellular component: nucleus. The transcript is spliced from 4 exons. The coding region runs from base 204 to 683 and encodes 159 amino acids.